UCUCCUGUGUAACAGUCUCUGCACAGUAUAAUGCUUUGUAAGGUAUCUACUGUUACAUCUUUUAGAUGUUGGCUGAAGACCUUCUCUUUAUCUAGGCCUCUCCUGGAUGAAUGAGAUUGAGGAGAUUAUCAACAAAGUAUAGAACAGAAAAGAUCUACCCAACCAUCACUGGAGAAAAAGAAGAAAAUGUGAAAAAGAACAGAUACAAAGAUAUACUGCCAUUUGAUCACAGUAGAGUUAAACUGACGUUAAAAACUCCCACACAAGAUUCUGACUACAUCAAUGCAAAUUUUAUUAAGGGAGUACAUGGGCCAAAAGCAUAUGUUGCUACCCAGGGACCACUAGCAAAUACAGUAAUAGAUUUCUGGAGGAUGAUAUGGGAGUACAAUGUUGCAAUUAUUGUAAUGGCCUGUCGAGAAUUUGAAAUGGGAAGGAAAAAAUGUGAACGUUACUGGCCACUGUAUGGGGAAGAAGGUGUUUCCUUUGGACCAUUCCACAUUUCUUGUGAAGCUGAACAGGCCAGAACAGAUUACUAUAUUAGAACUCUGCUAUUUGAAUAUCAGAAUGAAACACGUCGAGUAUAUCAGUUUCAUUAUGUCAAUUGGCCUGACCAUGAUGUCCCUUCAUCUUUUGAUUCUAUUCUGGAUAUGAUCAGUCUAAUGAGAGAAUACCAGGAGCAUGAAGAUGUUCCCAUCUGUAUACACUGCAGUGCAGGAUGUGGAAGAACAGGAGCCAUCUGUGCCAUAGAUUACACAUGGAAUUUGUUGAAAGCUGGGAAAAUACCAGAGGAGUUCAAUGUGUUUAAUUUAAUACAAGAAAUGAGGACACAAAGGCAUUCUGCAGUGCAGACAAAGGAACAGUAUGAACUUGUUCAUCGAGCCAUAGCACAGUUGUUUGAAAAACAGUUACAAAAAUACGAGAGCUGUGCAGCUUGGAAAAUUGCAGAUGGAUUGAAUGAAGUUAACACAGAGAACACCAUCAGUUCUGGAGACCUUGAGAAACAGGAUUCUCCUCCCCCCAAGCCACCUCGAACUCGCAGUUGCCUUGUUGAGGGAGAUGUAAAAGAAGAAAUUUUGCAGCCUCCAGAGCCUCAUCCAGUACCUCCCAUUUUAACACCGUCACCUCCUUCAGCCUAUCCAACUGUUACAACCGUUUGGCAAGACAAUGAUAGAUACCAUCCAAAGCCUGUUUUGCACAUGGUUUCUUCAGAGCAUUCAGCAGACCUCAAUGAAAAUUAUGAUAAAUCAACUGAAUAUUCAGGGAAGAAUGAACUCUCUGAGCAUGUAGAUAAAAAGCUGGAACGCAACUUGAGUUUUGAAAUUAAAAAAGUGCCCCUUCAGGAAGGACCACGAAGCUUUGAUGGAAACCCUCUUCUAAGUCGGGGAAAUGCACUUAAAAUUAAACCAAGUGCAUGUAGUACAGUGGAUAUGACCUCUAAAACACAGGAGUGCGGCUCAGGAGAUGCACCUACGGAGCCUGUGCAAAACACUUGCAUAGAAUACAAUAUGCAGCCAGUUAAUCAAGUUGUAAUAUCUUCCCUGGAAGGACAUCAGUGUCUUACAACUUCUGAUGCUCUGGAAAGACCAGACUGUUUGCCCCUUAAAGAGAAGGGACAUGCCAUGUGGUCAUUACAAGAAACUAAAAAUGAACAGCCAAUAUCAGAGGAUGCAUCUUCAUCUGUUUUAUGUCAUGAAAUUAAAAAUCUGUAUGUAGACUCAAAUGUGCCAGUCCAAAUGGACACCCCUUCCAGUGAACCAGCAGUUUUUUAUCACAGCGGCGUGCUCUCAGUUAGAGCACCUCUUUGUUUUACAAAUCCUCUGCAUUCUGAUGAUUCUGAUACAGAUGAAAGAAACUCUGAUGGGUCCAUGGCACAAAGCAUGUCUAAUGUUUCUAUUGCAAGUGCCACCGUUUCUGCAGCUGCUAAUACAGAAAACAUUUCUGCUAGAAAAGUAUUGCCAAUGUCCAUUGCCAGACAGGAUAAUCCAGUCAUAAUGCAUUCUAAAUCUGAUAAAGGUGCAAUUGAUGAUUUUUCUCCUCCCUUACCAGAAAGAACUCUGGAAUCGCUUGUGCUUGCAAGUCAACAAGUCACAGCUUUGCCAAAAAGUACUGUUCUUCAACAGCCUGCUGAAUGGAAUUUGUUACAAGACCAGAAAACUUCUGAACAACCAGAAUGUACAGGAAUGAAAAUGACUGGGUCUUCACAACUUGAUAGCCCAGAACUAGGAGACAAAUCCCAGACUGAUACAAUACCUCAACCAUCUUCCUCCAGUCCAAUUCCUAAAAGACAGCCAUCACCAGAUGUUGCAUUUGAGACUACAGAUAUUGGGUUUGGUAACCGUUGUGGAAAACCAAGAGGACCAAGGGAGCCACCUUCAGAAUGGACAUGAUGCAAGAACAAAUAAUACACAUAUUAAAUUAUACUGGAAUAUUCAAGUGCCACUGAACAAGAUCCAUAGUAUUCCAACGCUUUAUUUUUUGGAACUAACAGUGUACAUAUACACAAUGGUACACUUUUGUAUACAUCUACACAAAUAUUAAAGAUUCAAAAUGGUGGAUUCUAUACUUCAAUCCUAACUUUUUGCUGGGGCCAUCAAUCUGCCUUAUUACAUUUUAAAGAAGUAUUACUUAUGGUUUGUUACUUCAAGUAUUAUUGCCUUAAUGUCUUUUAAACCUGUUAAACACUGUUUAUAGACAUGUUAAUAUGGUGAAACCUUUGACAAAUUGAGUUUAUGGACACCCUUUUUGCUAAUGUUUGAUUACCAUGUACAUUUUAUUUUGUGUAUGUACAGGGCAAGCAGGUAUAUAAUUUGAUAAAGCUGCAAUCAUAAAGUAUUAACAGAAGGUGUAAGAAAUCUCUGCAUGAACUAAAGUUGUGUACCUUGUAAAUUAUUUGCCCUAAUGUUUUAGAAAAUAGUUUGUUUUUUUAAAAAAAAUGUUGGGUGCACAUUCAGAAUUACAGAAUAGCAGAGAUGAAGAUUAUAAUACAUUUUGUAAAUUGUAAGCAAAAGGUUAUUUUUAUAUUAUAUACUGUUUAACUGUCAGUCCUAAUUUGUCCUGGUUUUCAUCUAGUCACUGAUAUUCCGUAAGUGCCUUGAAAGACCAGAUUUUUAGCAUGAACAGGUUACAUAUUGAGACUAGUGUUAUCAACAUAUUUGAACUGUCAGUAAAAGAACAUUUUAAACUC
Messenger RNA from Python bivittatus (Burmese python), 3184 nucleotides. The record is from RefSeq and is a predicted model, not a curated record. NCBI's taxonomy places the organism in Eukaryota, Metazoa, Chordata, Lepidosauria, Squamata, Pythonidae.